Messenger RNA from Oncorhynchus mykiss (rainbow trout), 6757 nucleotides. RefSeq names its product MET proto-oncogene, receptor tyrosine kinase (gene met). Gene Ontology annotation, molecular function: semaphorin receptor activity; ATP binding; protein binding. The record is from RefSeq and is a predicted model, not a curated record. NCBI's taxonomy places the organism in Eukaryota, Metazoa, Chordata, Actinopteri, Salmoniformes, Salmonidae. Gene Ontology annotation, cellular component: plasma membrane; semaphorin receptor complex. Gene Ontology annotation, biological process: protein phosphorylation; cell surface receptor protein tyrosine kinase signaling pathway; semaphorin-plexin signaling pathway.
GAAUGCCAGUGUGCACGAUCUACACCUCACACUCCCGAGUCACACAGGUCCGCAUCUUGAAACACGGAUUGAGAAACGGUCUUCUUGUGUCUGAGUAAAGGACAAACUUUUGUAUUCGUUGUGAAAAUAAAGAGAAAAGGGCAGAGUAUUCAAAGUAAAACGCAUCUUUUGCAUAUAAAUUUGUUAUUCGGCCGUCAAAAAGUCAAUGCGCACAGUCUCUUGUGAGGAAUCCUGAGUUGUGUAGCCUACUAUGAUUUGAAAGAAGAAACCCAAACAUAACUGAGACAGGUGCCUAACUGACAGGAUGAAGAAUAUCUGCUUGUUGGACAUCGUGAUCAUCCUCUGGGCUCUGUGCUCCUCGAAGGUGAGAGGUCAAUGUGAUGAACCGGCCGAGAACUCCAAGCUCAACCUCUCUGUGACCUACAACCUGCCCAGCUUCGAGGCCGACUCCGCUAUACAGAACCUGGUCACCUUCGAGGGGACGGUUUACGUUGGUGCUGUGAACAGGAUCUAUGCGCUGUCAGAGAAUCUGACCAAGCUGUCGGAGUACUGGACCGGGCCAGUGUCAGAGGCUGGUGUCGAAAGGCAAUGUGGCCCAAGUAGCCAGGAUGGAGCUGCUGGCAAGCCCAACGCUGUGUUGGACAACAAUAACAUGGCCCUGCUGGUGGAGCGUUACUAUGACGAUGAGCUGUUCAGCUGCAGCUCCGCGGACGCCGGUGUCUGCCGUCGCCACUUGCUGGUGGAGAGAGGGAAUGUUUACAAGGAGGUGAACUGUAUGUAUUCACCCAAGACAGAUGAUGGAGGACAGCAGGGCUGUCCCGACUGUGUUACCAGCCCCCUGGGUUCCCGUGUGCUCAACAUGGUGAGCGGAGGCGUGGUACGGUUCUUCGUGGGGAACUCGGAGAUCACUGGAACUGGAAGUCCGUCCCGCAUGACCUCCGACCCCCAGGCCCAGCAGCCACAGCACCACACCAUCUCAGUGCGUCAGAUGAAAGAAACCCAAGAUGGCUUCCGUUUCUUCUCCGACCAGUCCUACAUGGACCUGGCCCCGGGCCUCCGCGGCGACCACCACCUGCGUUACGUCUACUCCUUCCAGAGCGGCAGCCACGCCUACUUCCUCACCGUGCAGCGUGAGGGCCGCAGCUCGCAGGUCUACCACACCCGCAUCGUCCGCAUGUGCGGCACCGACCCGGAGCUGCGGCGUUAUGUGGAGAUGCCCUUUGAGUGCAUCCUGACGGAGAGGCGGCGGCGGCGGCGCUUGGCCAGCGUCGAGGUGUUUAAUGUCCUCCAGGCAGCCCAUGUGGCUGAGGCGGGCAGCGAGCUGAGGCAGGAGAUGGGGCUGAAGGAAAGGGAGGACGUGCUGUUUGCUGCCUUCGCCCGAUCCAAGCCAGACUCCCCAGAACCCACGGCCAGCUCAGCCGUCUGCGUCAUCUCACUGGCAGACGUCAACAACUUCUUCAAGGAUUUCAUCCAGAAGUGCCACACCAAGCAGCCAUACCACUUCACCGGCUCCGAGGAGAAACGCUGCUACAAUGGGAGUUCCUCAGACAACUCGUUUGGCUGUGGGAAGCACGGGGAGGGAUACCGUCUGGAAGUGACCACCCCAAUGACCAGACUGGACUACUUCAGCGGUCAAUUCAGCAAAGUCCUGCUGACCUCCAUUGCCGUGGCAACCGCCCAGGAACAGACCGUGGCCAGCCUGGGCACCACAGAUGGACGCCUCAUACAGGUGGUAGUUUCCCGUUCCAAACGCAGCACGCCCCACGUGGACUUCCGCCUGGACCCCUCACGCUCUGUUUCCCCCGAGGUGGCACUCCUGUUCCCACAGGGCCACACUAGCUCUCCACAGCGCAGCCAGGAUGGCUCCCUAUUGUUGGUGACAGGAAAUAAGAUCACCAAGGUGCCUCUGAUUGGUCCUGGCUGCGAGCAGCAGUGGACGUGUAGUUCCUGCCUGCUGGCGCCGAGGUUUAUGGGAUGUGGCUGGUGUGACGGCCGUUGCACCAGGUUGGCUCAGUGUCACCCAACCUCCCUCUGGACCCAGGACUCCUGCCCUCCCAUCAUCACCAUGAUCUCCCCAGCCAACGGCCCCCUGGGAGGAGACACCAAGGUGACGGUGUGUGGGAGGAACUUUGGCUUCAACAAGACAGAGAGGUUUGACCAUACACUCAUCAGCCUGGACCUGGCUGGAGCACCAUGUAAACUUCUGAAACGAGAGAGCAACAGUUACAGGUUGGUGUGUGCUCCAGUGUCUCCUGUGAACUCGUCUCAGGCUAGCAAUGUGGUGAAGGUCCACAGUGGAAAGGAGAUGGCCCAACAACAGGGCUUCACCUUCGUGAACCCAGUGAUCAGAGAGAUCUUCCCUGUGUUUGGCCCUAAGUUAGGAGGAACCAUGCUCACCAUCAGAGGCUCUUUCUUAGACAGCGGAAACACCAGACAGGUCACUGUGGGAAACGCCACCUGUGAAAUCCUGAGAGUAUCAGGUACUAUGCUGAUGUGCAGGACCCCUCCCCAGUCAGCCCCAUCCCGCCAGGCGGUGUAUAUGAGGGUGGACUCUGUUGUCCGGGAGGCUCCUGUACUCUUCACCUACAACGAAGACCCUCUCAUCUCCUCCAUCCAGCCCACAAGAUCCUUUAUCAGUGGAGGCAGCACGGUGGUGGCCCAGGGCUUCUACCUUCACUCUACUCUCCAGCCUCAGAUGGUGCUCAUCCCCACAGCCCAGGAAGGCAAGGUCUUCACUGUGAACUGCAUCAAGGGUGAGGACAGGCUGGCCAUCCUGUGUACCACCCCGUCCCUGAAGGACCUGGGUCUGCAGACUCCUGUGGUCACUAAGGUGGCGUUCGUCCUGGAUGAUUUCUCCACGCCCCAGUUUGACCUGCUGUAUGUAGAGGACCCUCGCUUCGAGGACUUUCAGAGACCCACCGUCACAUCAAAGGGCAACAAGAGCAUUCUGGAGAUUAAGGUGCCAGGCCGUGUGGAUGUGGAGGCGAUGAAGGGGGAGGUGCUGAAGGUGUCUAACAGAACCUGUGAGAGCGUGACUGUGGUGGGGAACACUCUGGAGUGUACUGUCCCCAUGGAGCUACGGGACGCAACCAAUGAAUUGGAGGUGGAGUGGCGUCAGGCGUCGUCCUCGGUGAGUCUGGGCAGGGUGAUGUUGGCCCAUGAGCAGGACUACAGAGGGCUGCUAGCUGGCUGUGUGUGUGUCAGUCUGCUGCUGCUGAUGUUGCUCACUCUGUUCCUCUGGAAAAGGAGGAACAAACACAUUGACGAUCUGGCUGAGGGUAAGGUUUGGUAUGACGGCAGGGCUCACAUUCAGCACUUGGAUAUGUUGGCUAAUGCCCGGAGCGUCAGCCCCACUAACGAAAUGGUGUCCCACGAGUCUUUGGACUAUAGAACCACCCUGCUGGAGGACCAGGGCGUGGAGAGGCCAGAGUCAUGCAGGGGGGCUCCCCCUAUCUACGGGAGCCAUGGGGAGCUGCUGUCCCCCAGAUUGGGGCACGGAGGCAUGGGUCUGGGGGCAGAGGGGGAGAUGGUGUCCCCUCUCCUGUCGGCCCCGGUCCACAUCGACCCGUCCCAGCUGCACCCUGACCUCCUGAAGGAGGUUCAACAUGUGGUCAUCGCCAGAGAACAUCUGCUGUUACAUUUUAACCAGGUCAUCGGCAGAGGACACUUUGGCUGUGUGUUCCACGGUACCUUGUUGGAGGCUGACGGACAGAAGCAGCACUGUGCCAUCAAGUCUCUCAACCGGAUUACUGACCUGGAGGAGGUGUCUCAGUUCCUGAAGGAGGGGAUCAUCAUGAAGGACUUCAGCCACCCCAACGUGUUGUCUCUCCUGGGGAUCUGUCUGCCCCCUGAGGGCUCUCCUCUGGUGGUGCUGCCAUACAUGAAGCACGGUGACCUCAGGAACUUUAUCAGGGACGAGACACAUAACCCGACAGUGAAGGACCUGAUGGGCUUUGGUGUGCAGGUGGCCAGGGGCAUGGAGUAUCUGGCCAGCAAGAAGUUUGUCCACAGAGACCUAGCUGCCAGGAACUGCAUGCUGGAUGAGAGCUACACAGUGAAGGUGGCAGACUUUGGCCUGGCCAGGGAUGUGUAUGAAAAGGAGUACUACAGCAUCCACAGCAAGAGUGGAGUCAAACUACCGGUCAAGUGGAUGGCCCUAGAGAGCCUGCAGACACACAAGUUCACCCCCAAGUCAGAUGUGUGGUCGUUUGGCGUGUUGCUAUGGGAACUGAUGACCCGGGGAGCCCCGCCCUACUCGGACGUCAACUCUUUCGACAUCACAGUGUUCCUACUGCAGGGGAGACGGCUGCUGCAGCCAGAGUUCUGCCCCGACGCACUGUAUAACGUGAUGGUUGAGUGCUGGCACCCUAGACCGGAGCGGAGGCCUACCUUCUCAGAGCUGGUGUCCCGUAUCAAGUCCAUCUUCUCCAGCUUCAGUGGAGAGCACUACAUACUUCUCAACACCACCUAUGUCAACAUCGACAAGAUGACCCCCUAUCCCUCACUCAUUUCCUACUCCUCAUCCUCGUCCUCUUCCUCUACCCGUCAGGGCCACCCCCUGGAGCGAGACUGUUGCACCUGAUGGGGGAUGGGGGUGGAGAGAGAGAGAGAAGAAAAGAAAAGAGUGAUGGAAGAAAGGAGAGGACAUGAGAUGAAAGGAGGAGAGGAAAAAUAAUGUGCUUGACAGAGAAAAAGAAAGAGGGAGUAAAUAGUGGGCUUGAGGUGGUGAAGACUUUGGGUCACUGGAGAACGAGUGUAUGUGACUAACAGACAGACACUGGACAAACUCGUUGACUGAGAAAAGACAGUUUGAGGAUACUGACCUGUACCGUGCGUUCAGUAUGUAAUGUGUAUAUAUACUGACCGAUGAGUGUGUUCAGUACGUAUGUAAUGUGUAUAUAUACUGACCGAUGAGUGUGUUCAGUACGUAUGUAAUGUGUAUAUAUACUGACCGAUGAGUGUGUUCAGUACGUAUGUAAUGUGUAUAUAUACUGACCGAUGAGUGUGUUCAGUACGUAUGUAAUGUGUAUACAUACUGACCGAUGAGUGUACGCUUGAGGCCUUUAUGAACUGUGAGGAUGACCUUGGUCUGCCUCUCCUUGACUACAUAGAACAUGCUCUAGAAUAUCUAAUGACCUUUGACCCUGGUAUGACCCUGGAGCCUGAGUUCAGGAGGUCAGGCCUCUUGUCUCUAUCGCAGACAAUUUGGAGACAUGGGAGAACCUUUUCAAAGAACAAAGCCUAAAGAAGCACAUUGUGUGUAUGAAGUACAAGUGAAGCGCCCAAGAUUUGAACGAUUCCCUUCCCCAACGAGGGGACCGGUGGAUUUUGGAGACAUUUCUGCUUGUUACUGGGUGGCAUGUGCUUAGAGAUAUGGCUAAGUGCCAGGCUCCAGCUGUUAUUUUUCUCAAUGUCAAUGAAAGGUGGUGUAUUGUAAAGAAACAUGUUACACCUUCCUCCUCCGUACUGUCACUGAAUGCCCCUCUCCUCCCACUUCUCCUCGCAUUCCUCCCUCCAAGCUCCCUGCGCACCGGGACUGAAGGAAGACAAAUGAUGCCUGCUUUGCCGUUACAAUGUGUGCUCCAGCCUCCAGGUGAUGUUGUCAGUAACUGAGGUGGUGAAGAGUAGCUGGCGAGAGGACCAAUCUGCCACCCGGCCCGUGCGGUGUGUAGCAGCUACACUGGAUACUUCUUAAAGUGUAAUAAUCUUUGAUGAUUCCCUUUUGAUGUGCUUCGUUUUAAAUGUCUUGCUGCUUUGUUGCCGUGAGUGACUCACCUAUUAGUAAUCUGCAGAUGUUUCCCAGUUGAAAAGUGUUUUUGUAUUUUGGUAGGUAACACUGACUUGAAACGGCCUGUCAUAAUGUCUACAUAGCAUGUGUCAUAACGGUUUGUGAAAGCUCAGCCUGAAAACGGACAUCAUCUUUUUGACUUCAGACAGUCAAAUGGGGAAAACUGGAGACAUGUUUGAACGUUUGAUGCGUUUGGGCAUCAUAAUAAUAGUGUUAUGUCAGUUGAGAAAAGUACUUUUACUGUCAAUCAUGAUAGUAUUCGUACAAUAGCUAUGUCAGCAUUUUGAAAGACCACUUCAAUGUUAAAAUGUUACCAUUUUGCGUUUCCUUGGUGACGCGUUUGGCUUUUUACUAUGACUGCUGCGAUGUAAUUAAUGAUAAGGCCAGCAAUGGACAGAUAUGAAUGUUUGUUAAAAUAAAUGUUUAAAAUGCUGUACUAUAUUUUUUAGAAUGCCUUUAUGAUGAAAAUGAGCCUCAAUCAAUAUUGGUCCAAUGGUAUGCAAUAACUGAGCAAUGGUGCCACAACAAUGAACAAGUCCCCUAAACUAAACUUUAGAAGAACCACUGCCUUUUGUACAAAAUGAUAUUAAAAGGAUAGUACCUUUGUGGAGGUGUCUUCUAUAUGUAGGAUUUAACUGGUAAACGUGUGUGUAUAUACUUUAUGACAGGUGACCGUUGUAGGUACAGCACAGUACAAACAAACUAAAGAUACUGUACAGUCAUUGAACAACUGGAGCUAGCAGGUUCACUUCCUUCACUAUAGACUUCUAUGUUUUCUAUUGGUAACUAAAUGGCUUGUAAAUCCAUGAAUUGGUCCAUGUUUCUCACUGUCUGUGCAGUGUGAGUGUCUGUAUGAGCACUGUUACGGGUUCGUCUAUGAAAAUAAUGAUGGUACAUAUGUUGUUACGUCGUUAUGCCGUCUGACAGUCUCAGUGUAAUAAAGCUAUAUUAUCAGUGUGAAAUAUCUUA